This is a messenger RNA of Stegodyphus dumicola, 1022 nucleotides long. Its product is annotated as degenerin-like protein unc-105. Gene Ontology annotation, cellular component: membrane. Gene Ontology annotation, biological process: sodium ion transport. Gene Ontology annotation, molecular function: sodium channel activity. The record is from RefSeq and is a predicted model, not a curated record. Lineage: Eukaryota; Metazoa; Arthropoda; Arachnida; Araneae; Eresidae.
AUUUGAUGCUAUUGUUGGAUGCCGAAACCGAAGAAUUUACUGAGAAAAGAAAACAACCCGGACUAAUCCUGACAGUCCAUUCGGACAAUGCAGAGCCGGAUGUCCAUACAGACGGUAUAAAAAUUGAACCUGGAUACUUAUACGACAUCGGAGUGCAACAAAGCAUUACAAAACUUUUACCCCGCCCUUACGCUACAAACUGCACCAAUUUCUCUCAGCUUCCAUGGGUUUCGGACGACGUCGAGCUCUCUCCAAGGCUUUGUUCUGUUCGAUGUUCUCAACACUUCCAGCUUAAAAAAUGUGGUUAUGUCACUGAAAGACUUAGUUUAUUUUAUCGUCAUUUACCCUGGGAUGCUAAGAAGAUUACGCCAGACCAGAAGAAAUGUGCGCAAGAUAUUGAAGACUUAAAUAAAGGUUAUUGUACAUCGCUUUGUGGUCUUCCUUGCGAAGACAUUCGUUUUGAAGUAGCUGUAAGCACAAACCAUUUAACGGAAAACGAUGUGGCCCAAUUCUAUACAGAUGAUAAGAAAAAAGUUACUCUUCAAAAUAGAAUGCGGCAACUGACAUUAGUGAGGAUCUACUACAAGGCCAUCGAACGGAAAAUUUAUGAGCAUGUGCCACAGUAUGACAAUCUUGAACUGUUUAGCUCUUUAGGAGGAUACAGUGGAAUUUGGUUGGGAUUUUCUUUACUCAAUUUGUGUGAAUUGCUGGAAAUCAUCGUUGCCACUCUAAAAUUUGCUUUGUCAAAAUGGGACAGAAAAUUAGAUGCAGAAGAUACAUCCAAGCCCUUUCAUACUCUGGCUUCAAAAAAACUUUUCGUCGAAGCUUAUGCCGGAAAAACUCUCUUUCCUCAUAUGAAGCCUAAAAUAGUCUUUUUAAAAAGACGAAAGAAGCUUGAAACUUAAUGCAAAGUUAAUAGAAACAUGUGUAAGUAAAAUCAUAGUGAUAGGUUUAAUAAGAUAUGGUUGUUAAGUACGAACUGUAAAUUUUACAAAAGUGCAAUUAAUGUAAUAUACACUGCA